AUGAUACACUGUCAUGUUACUGCAAAGCCUAAUGGCAAUAGCUUCUUAUGUACAUUCAUCUAUGGUUACUCAGAUAAAAAGGGGAGGGAAUUACUGUGGCAGGAGUUGUGUACUCUUGCUAAUUUUGUCUCCUUAGCUUGGGUAAUCAUGGGUGACUUUAAUGUCCUUAUGGCAAUAGAGGACAGAAUUGGUUCAGCUAUCAGAUUGGCUGAAAUACAACCAAUGAGAUCUUGUACGGCUAGUUGUCAACUCAAUGAAGUCAAGAUUGUGGGGAGUCACUUUACCUGGAAUAAAAAACAAGAUGGUCCAGCUAGAGUGUUCACCAGAAUUGAUAGAGUUCUGGCCAACAGUCAAUGGGAAGAUACGUUCCCAACUACAGAAGUUGCAUACUUACUAGAAGAAGAAUUUGACCACUUUCCAAUGGUCAUGAGCUGCUAUAAAACUGUUCAACAGAAAAAACCUUUCAGAGUAUUGCAGAGGUUAAAGUGGAUCAAAGCUUACUUGAAACUCCUGAAUAAGGCUGGGUUUAGGACAGUUGAAGCUACAGACAUCAAGACCCAUUCUGAAUUACUAAUGGCUCAGAAUGCCCUUCAUGCAAACCCUGGUGAUAUCCAUCUAGCUUAUGUGGAAAAAGAGGCUAAUGAAGCUUAUCAUCUGGCUCAUCAAAACUACCUCUCUUAUCUCCAUCAAUUAGCCAAGCUUAAAUGGCUUGAGUUUGGGGAUUAG
Molecule: messenger RNA, 726 nt
Organism: Spinacia oleracea (spinach)
Lineage: Eukaryota; Viridiplantae; Streptophyta; Magnoliopsida; Caryophyllales; Amaranthaceae
Exons: 2
Coding region: 1-726 (241 amino acids)
Source: RefSeq, a predicted model, not a curated record